Molecule: messenger RNA, 903 nt
Organism: Acytostelium subglobosum LB1
Lineage: Eukaryota; Evosea; Eumycetozoa; Acytosteliales; Acytosteliaceae
Exons: 3
Coding region: 1-903 (300 amino acids)
Biological process (GO): parallel actin filament bundle assembly; actin crosslink formation
Cellular component (GO): cortical cytoskeleton
Molecular function (GO): actin filament binding
Source: RefSeq, a predicted model, not a curated record
AUGUCACAAUCUACAUCACCAACAGCCAAGAAGGUUCUUGAGGGAAUCGAGGUCGGAAAGAAGGGAGGUGCCUCCUUCACUGAGAAGUUGGCCCCAGACGCAAUGGCCUUCUUCAACCAGGUUGCUGCCCAAUCAUUCUCCCAACAGGCUGUCGCCUUCUUGAACGCCUACUGGUUCGAGCUGUCCACUGAGGCUGAGUUCAUCUACGCUGUUGCCUGGGACACCAUCAAGUACGCUGAUAUGCACUUCAAGGGUAUCCAGUUGGUGUACAAGUAUGAUGAGGGUAACGACCUCGACUUUGACAUUGGUCUCUACUUCUAUGAGCAGCUGUGCAAGUUCUGUGAGGACCCAAAGAACUCCAAGUACCCAGCCACCUACGUCAAGUCGAUGCCAGUGAUGAUGACCGCCUUGAAGAGAAAGCAAGAGUUGAGAGAGAAGGUCGACGUCAACUUUGACGGUCGUAUCUCCUUCCUCGAGUACCUCUUGUACCAAUACCAAGACUACGCCAACCCAGCUGACUUCUGCACCCGUUCAAUGGGUCACGACGAGCAUCCAGAGAUCAAGAAGGCCCGUCUGGCCCUCGAGGAGGUCAACAAGCGUAUCCGUGCCUACGAGGAGGAGAAGGCCCGUUUGACCGCUGAGUCCCAGCAGAACGGAGGCCAGGGUGUCAAGGCCCUCGGUGCCAAGAACAUGUUGGCUCAGAUCGAUGCCGGUCCCCUCAAGGAGGAGCUCAACAAGGCUCUCAUCACCGCCGAGGCUGCCGUCCGUAUUGCUUGCAAGAAGUACGGAGGCGCCGCCGGUGUCCCAGGCCAAGGUGGUGCUCACUCAUCCGAGGGUGCCCUCUGGUGGUUGAACCGUGACCUUGAGGAGAAGAAGAGAAGAUACGGACCAAAGGCCAAGUAA